Sciurus carolinensis (gray squirrel) is the source of this 797-nucleotide messenger RNA. RefSeq names its product cytochrome c, somatic-like. The coding region runs from base 61 to 378 and encodes 105 amino acids. Gene Ontology annotation, biological process: mitochondrial electron transport, cytochrome c to oxygen; mitochondrial electron transport, ubiquinol to cytochrome c. NCBI's taxonomy places the organism in Eukaryota, Metazoa, Chordata, Mammalia, Rodentia, Sciuridae. The record is from RefSeq and is a predicted model, not a curated record. Gene Ontology annotation, cellular component: mitochondrial intermembrane space. The transcript has a single exon. Gene Ontology annotation, molecular function: electron transfer activity; heme binding.
GGACGUCCGGCUUCUGAGCGGGAAACUUCUUUGCACUAGUGACGAAAAAACGAAUUAAAAAUGGGUGAUGUUGAGAAAGGCAAGAAGAUCUUUGUUCAGAAGUGUGCCCAGUGCCACACUGUGGAAAAGGGAGGCAAACACAAGACUGGGCCAAAUCUCCAUGGACUGUUUGGGCGGAAGACAGGUCAGGCUGCUGGAUUCUCUUACACAGAUGCCAAAAAGAACAAAGGCAUCACCUGGGGAGAGGAUACACUGGUGGAGUAUUUGGAGAAACCCAAAAAGUACAUCCCUGGAACAAAAAUGAUCUUCGCUGGCAUUAAGAAGAAGGGAGAAAGGGCAGACUUAAUAGCUUACCUCAAAAAAGCUACUAAUGAGUAAUAGUCACUGCCUUAUUUAUUACCAAACAAAUGUCUCAUGACUUUUCUAUGUGUACCAUAAUUUAAGUGAUGUGAUACACCAGAAUUCAGAUCAUGAAUGACUGACAAAAUUAUUUUUGUUGGACAGUCCUGAUAUAAGUAAAAUUGACUAGUAGUUAAAUUAUUAUUUUGGUUAUACUCCCACUUCAGUAAAUUCUAUCACUUUCCCCUUUUUAAAGUUAUGGUUGGACUUAAUUAGUAAUAUUCAGUAUUUCAAAAAAAUGGUGAAUGACAUCUCAAAACUGGUUUAUAUUCAGGUUUAUAUAACUAAUUAUGUGAAUAUGUUUAAAUAUGGGGGAAAUCCCUUCACUCUCAGAACCAAGCAUGAUUCACAUGUGUUUCAAUUUGUGUUUGUAGCCUAUUAAAGGCAAUGGUUGAAGA